Oncorhynchus gorbuscha (pink salmon) is the source of this 1411-nucleotide messenger RNA. Its product is annotated as deoxyhypusine synthase-like. Gene Ontology annotation, molecular function: deoxyhypusine synthase activity. Gene Ontology annotation, biological process: peptidyl-hypusine biosynthetic process. Gene Ontology annotation, cellular component: cytoplasm. The transcript is spliced from 10 exons. Bases 83 to 1174 code for a protein of 363 amino acids. The record is from RefSeq and is a predicted model, not a curated record. NCBI's taxonomy places the organism in Eukaryota, Metazoa, Chordata, Actinopteri, Salmoniformes, Salmonidae.
UUGCUACGUUUGAACCUUUGCGCUUUCCGUAGUUGUUUCGUGUGCUGCAUGGGGAAUGUCAGAGCUCUAGACCUGUGACGGCAUGGCGGAACAACACGCCCCCUUCGUGGCCAUGGAUGCAGUGCUGAUGCCCAGCACGGCCCUCCCAGACGACAUGCCCCGUAUCAAGGGCUAUGACUUCAACCAGGGAGUGGACCACCAUGCACUGCUCCAGUCCUUCCUCACCACAGGCUUCCAGGCUAGCAGUGUGGCCCAUGCCAUACAGGAGAUUAACAGGAUGAUUGAGAAGCGUCUGGAGCCGCUGGAGGAAGAGGAAGGAUGCGGCUCCUCCCUUUCCCAUUCGGGCUGUACCAUCUUCCUGGGGUACACCUCCAACCUCAUCAGCUCUGGAGUGAGGGAGUCCAUCCGCUACCUGGCACAGCACAAAAUGGUGGACGUGAUAGUGACUACAGCGGGGGGAAUCGAGGAGGAUUUCAUCAAGUGUCUGGCCCCCACGUACCUGGGGGAGUUCAGCCUGUCUGGCAAGGAGCUGAGACAGAGAGGCAUCAACAGGAUAGGUAACCUCCUGGUACCUAAUGAUAACUACUGUAAGUUUGAGGACUGGCUGAUGCCCAUUCUGGACCAGAUGGUGCAGGAGCAGAAAGAUGAGGGCACCCACUGGACCCCGUCCAAGAUGAUCCACCGUCUGGGUAAAGAGAUCAACAACCCAGAGUCUGUCUACUACUGGGCCUAUAAGAAUGACAUCCCAGUGUUCAGCCCUGCUCUGACAGAUGGAUCCAUUGGGGACAUGAUCUAUUUCCACUCAUAUAAAAACCCUGGGCUGGUGCUGGAUAUAGUAGAUGAUAUCCGCAGGUUGAACAGCAAGGCAGUGUUUGCCAAACGGACAGGGAUGAUUAUUCUGGGUGGGGGUCUGGUCAAACACCAUAUAGCCAAUGCCAAUCUGAUGAGGAAUGGAGCGGACUAUGCAGUGUUUGUGAACACUGGGCAGGAGUUUGAUGGUUCCGACUCAGGGGCCAGGCCUGAUGAGGCAGUGUCUUGGGGGAAGAUCCGCAUGGAUGCCAAGCCAGUCAAGGUGUACGCUGAUGCUUCCAUAGUCUUCCCACUGCUGGUAGCUGAGACGUUUGCCCACCAUGCUGACAAGCUGAUUCCUGACAAGAAAGAACAACCAAACUAACCAAGGUGUUCCCACUACACCUGUUUUUUGUUUCAUUAGUCAACUGUUGAUACAGCCCCAAAAUGUUUUGCAUGUCAGCAUCAAGUUUUCAAGAUAUAGAACUUUCAAAAGGUUGAUUCACUUGCCACAUCAUGAUAAUGCAUCAUGACAGUGAUCUCUCUGCCACAUCAUGAUAAUGCAUCAUAUGACAGUGAUCUGUCUCUGCCACAUCAUGAUAAUGCAUCAUGACAGUGAUCU